AUGGCGCGUCAUUGAAGAGAGACAAUGAUGGCGGCGGUUGGUGCACCAGAAGUGAUUUCACAGCUGGAAAGCGCUGCCAAAGUUUUAAUGGCACCGCCGUCCAUGGUCAAUACAGAACAGAGGCAGCACGCAGAACACAUAUUCCUCUCCUUCCGGAAGUCUAAAUCACCCUUCGCUGUCUGUAAGCACAUAUUAGAGACCAGUAAGGUGGACUAUGUGCUGUUCCAGGCAGCCACGGCCGUCAUGGAGGCGGUGGUACGGGAGUGGAUCCUGCUGGAGAAGGCCAGCAUCGAGUCGCUCCGGACAUUCCUCCUCACCUACGUUUUACAGAGACCCAAUCUACAGAAGUAUGUCCGGGAGCAGAUCCUGCUCGCUGUAGCGGUCAUAGUGAAGAGAGGCUCUUUGGACAAGUCCAUUAACUGUAAAGGUAUCUUCCACGAAGUCAGCCAGCUUAUCAGCAGCGGCAACCCCACAGUGCAGACACUGGCCUGCUCCAUCCUGACUGCCCUCAUCAGUGAGUUCUCCAGCUCCAGUAAGACCAGUAAUAUCGGCCUCAACAUGGAGUUCCACGGCAGCUGCAAACGCAUCUUUCAGGAGGACAACCUGCGUCAGAUCUUCGUAUUGACCAUGGAGGUGCUGCAGGAGUUCAGUCGCAGAGAGAACCUCAACGCUCAGAUGUCCUCUGUGUUCCAGAGAUACCUGGCUCUGGCCAAUCAGGUCCUUAGCUGGAACUUCCUGCCGCCCAAUCUGGGGCGCCACUACAUCGCCAUGUUUGAGUCCACCCAGAACGUGAUGCUGAAGCCCACAGAGACCUGGAGAGAAGCCCUGCUUGACACCCGCGUCAUGGACCUCUUCUUCACCGUCCACAUAAAGAUCCGUGAGGACUCAGACAUGGCCCAGGACUCCCUGCAGUGCCUGGCCCAGCUGGCCUCCAUGCACGGCCCAAUCUUCCCUGAUGAGAGUGCCCAGGUCUCCUACCUGGCCCACCUGGUGGAGGGGCUUCUCAGCAUGAUCAAUGGGAUAGAGAUUGAGGACUCUGAGGCGGUGGGCAUCUCUAACAUCAUCUCCAACCUGAUCAGCACAUUUCCCCGUGUCAUCCUGACUGCCCUGCCCAGCGAGCUCUUCACCUCCUUCAUCAACUGUCUCACCCUCCUCACCUGCUCCUUCGGACGCAGCGCCGCCCUGGAGGAAGUGCUGGAUAAGGAUGACAUGGUAUACAUGGAGGCGUAUGACAAGCUGUUAGAGUCAUGGCUGACCCUGGUUCAGGAUGAUGAACAUUUCCCCCGCGGCUGCUUCGUCCAGCCCGCUGUUCAGGUCUUCAAUUCCUACAUCCAGUGUCACCUGGCUGCACCUGACGGCACCCGCAAUCUGACGGUGAACGGCGUGGCAUCUCAUGAGGAGGAUGAGAUUAACGAGUUACAGGAGGAUGACAGAGAGCUGUUCUCAGAUCAGCUGGCCAGCAUCGGCAUGUUAGGACGCAUAGCAGCCAACCACUGUAUCCCCCUACUGACCAGUCUGUUGGAGGAGCGGGUGACGCGGCUCCACGGCCAGCUCCAGAGGACCCAGCAGCACCUCAUGAACUCCUCUAACCCUGAAUCAGUGGACCGCAAGGUCCUGGAUGACCUCUACGAAGACAUCCACUGGCUCAUACUGGUCUCAGGCUACCUGCUGGCAGAUGACCCUCAGGGUGAGACUCCUCUGAUCCCGGCUGAGGUGAUGGAGUAUUCUAUCAACCACUCUACUGAGGUAGACAUCAACACCACCUUGCAGAUACUGGGCUCCCCUGGAGAGAAGGCCUCCUCUAUCCCAGGAUGCAACAGGACAGACUCUGUCAUCAGGUUGUUGUCAGCGGUGUUGAGGACGUCAGAGGUAGAGUCCAGGGCCACCAGGGCCAGUCUGACAGAGCUGCUCAGCCCUCAGAUGGGGAAGGACAUUGUCUGGUUCCUCAAACGCUGGGCUAAGACUUACCUACUGGUGGACGAGAAACUCUAUGGACAGAUCAGUAUACCCCUGAGCACUGCGUUCGGGGCCGACACAGAGGGGGCCCAGUGGAUUGUGGGAUACCUGCUGGAGAAAGUGAUCAACAACCUGUCUGUGUGGAGCUCUGAACCUGAACUGGCUAACGACACGGUGGAGCUACUGGUCUGUCUGGUGGAGAAGAGGGAGAGGGCCAACAUAGUGGUGCAGUGUGAGAACUGGUGGAACUUAGCAAAGCAGUUUGCCAGCCGCAGCCCUCCCCUGGACCUGCUGUCCAGCUCAGUACAAAGGACCCUGAUGAAGGCCCUGGUUCUGGGGGGCUUCGCACACAUGGACUCAGACACCAAGCAGCAAUACUGGACCGAGGUGCUGCACCCCCUCCAGCAGCGCUUCCUCAACCUGAUCAACCAGGAGAACUUUCCUCAGAUUUGUCAGGAGGAGAGUGUGAAGCGGGAGAUCGUUGCCACCCUGGAGGCUCUAUGUGGCAUCGCCGAGGCAACGCAGAUCGACAACGUGGCGUCUCUCUUCAGCUUCCUCAUGGACUUCCUGUCCAGUUGCAUCGGCCUGAUGGAGGUGUACCGCAACACGCCCGAGACGAUCAACCUCAUCAUUGAGGUGUUCGUGGAGGUCGCCCACAAACAGAUCUGCUACCUUGGAGAGUCUAAGUCUAUGAAGCUGUACGAGGUGUGCCUGACGCUGCUACAGGUCUACUCUAAGAACAACCUGGGCAGGAAGAGGGCUGAUGUGGCUGCUGAGGAGGACCAGUACCAGGACCUGCUGCUCAUCAUGGAGCUGCUCACCAACCUGCUCUCUAAGGAGUUCAUUGACUUCUCAGACACAGAUGAGGUUUUCCGGGGGCAGGAGCAGGGUUCGGGAGCGGCAGGUCGGUCGGUGUCAGCUGCAGACGUAGUUCUGUUUGGAGUCAACAUUAUUCUGCCUCUCAUGUCUCAGGACCUACUCAAGUUCCCGUCUCUGUGUAACCAGUAUUACAAGCUUAUCACGUUCAUCUGUGAGAUCUUCCCUGAGAAGAUCCCCCAGUUACCAGAGGAGCUGUUUAAGAGUCUCAUGUACUCCCUAGAGCUGGGCAUGACAUCCAUGAGUUCAGAGGUCAGCCAGCUGUGUCUGGAGGCUCUGUCUCCUCUGGCCGAGCAGUGUGCCAAGACCCAGGAGAAAGACACGCCCCUCUUCAUCGCCACACGCCACUUCCUCAAGUUGGUGUUUGACAUGCUGGUACUGCAGAAACACAACACAGAGAUCACAGUGGCAGCGGGAGAAGCUCUCUAUACACUAGUGUGCCUGCAUCAAGCGGAGUACCAGGAGCUGGUAGAGUCUCUGCUCGCCACCCAGCGAGACGCCGUCAUCUACCAGAGACUGGCCGACGCCUUCAACAAGCUGACGGCCAGCAGCACGCCGCCCAGCAUGGACCGCAAGCAGAAGGUGGCCUUCCUCAAGAGUCUGGAGGAGUUUGUGUCCAAUGUAGGGGGGCUACUUUGUGUCAAAUAACUAUUAGCUCCCCUCCCUCCUAGCCCCUCUAUAUCCAACCCGCUCACAGAUCUACCUACCUACCUUGACCACAUCUGACCAAGCCAAACCAUUGAGAAGACAGACAGACAGACUGAGCUGAUGAGCUGCACUGUUAGACUGUGUGGAAAAAAAAUAGGUGAGGUUGAGACACUGACGGGAGCUGUGGUGUGGACUGGACUAGGGUGUGGUUUGGGCAGGUUCACACCCGCUCCUCCCCCUAACCCCUCCUUUUUCCUCAAAGGCCCCAAGCACAAACGUACAGUGGCUUCGGGGAUUACGAUUUGGUGGUGGGGGGGUCAGAGAGGGAUGAACUUGCCCGCUGUACCCCUCUGUCCCAUCAUCCAAUCAUUGUUUACGUUUGCCAGUGGGAGGGUUGGGAUGAACACAGGAGGAGGGGCCAAUCUGUUCUGAGAACGCUAUGCCCCUCCAUCUCUCCCCAUGCCCAUACCCUCUCUCCCCUCCCAGAGUGCCUUGGUUUUCUUGUUUGUGUCGUGUGUCGACUCCAGUGUGUCUGUGUGGCCAAGCUGAGAGGUGUCUUACAGCAACAACUGUGCCUGUCACACACACCAAAAACACAGUGGAAGCACACACACACACACACACAUCUCCAUGACCACGAGAGGCUAGAUCCCACCACCUUCAGGUUGCUGAACCUGUUAACUGGAGGGCCGAUGACAAAAAACGAUUCACUUCGUCCUCAUCAAGUGUGUAUAUAUGUUUUCCCAAAAAGUGGGGGAAAUUUUAAAACAAUGACUGCAAAGUUUUUAUAAGAUGGCAGUGGAGCUGAAUUUUUAUGGUUAUGAUCACUUGAAGAAAAAGGGGGCAAGUUUGAAAACUUUGGAUUUUGAUUUCUUUAUUGUUCUAGAUUGUAAUUUUAUUCUAUGCCACCCUUUUGUCUCAGUCCUGACUGCCCACAGCCGAUAUCCAGAAAAUUGGAGGCCUUAGGAAGUUUGGGCCCCUGAAGUUUAGCAAUCUUCUCUCUAGUUAUAUUUUUCUAUGUCACAGCCACUAUCUCCAUUUCAAAACACACUGAAUGGAAGCAAUAACAAACCAAAAAAGGAACAGAGCCACUUGUUGUAACCAUGGCAUUUGAGGUGGACUCACUGCCCUCCCUCUGUUUAGACCACUACCCUGGUUCUUUUGGAAUGCCUGACUGAAUUGUAUUGAAAUGUAAAAGUGUACAUAAACUUAUUAUAUAAAAUAUGGAGUUGUUUUUCCUCUUCUGUAUAAAGUUUUUUUUCUAUCUCAAUGUCCUGUUCUACAGAAUAUGCAAACAAGUUCCACAUCCAGUUUUGAUCAUUCUUGUCAACAUAAAACCCAAAAGUGCUUUCAAUAUCUCUGAAAUAAAAAUAGUUGAAAUUUAGAAA
Molecule: messenger RNA, 4868 nt
Organism: Oncorhynchus masou masou (cherry salmon)
Lineage: Eukaryota; Metazoa; Chordata; Actinopteri; Salmoniformes; Salmonidae
Product: exportin-4-like
Exons: 22
Biological process (GO): protein export from nucleus
Cellular component (GO): cytoplasm; nuclear pore
Molecular function (GO): nuclear export signal receptor activity
Source: RefSeq, a predicted model, not a curated record